AUGAACCCAGUCACAAUACCAGAUGCACUCUCCAUACGGGAAUCAUCGUCAACACCCAAUGCAUUUCCAACACCAAAGACGCUGGCACCAGACGCAAGUUCUUGCGUGAAUACAGCAACAUCGCGGAGUUGCUGGGGAAGUUACAGUAUCGAUACUGAUUACUAUGUGACGACACCUUACACGGGCGUGACGAGAGAGUAUUGGUUAACUGCGGAAUCGACCACACUUGCGCCGGAUGGAUACGAGCGCGAAGUAUUAGUCUUCAAUGGCUCGAUGCCAGGUCCGACAAUUGAAGCAGACUGGGGAGACGAGGUUGUCGUCCAUAUCACAAAUGGCAUACCUGAUAAUGGCACCUCAGUGCACUGGCAUGGUGUCAGGCAGCUUAACAGCGUCGCUAGCGACGGCGUACCAGGAGUGACUCAGUGUCCCAUAGCGCAUGGCCAGACGAAGACCUAUAGAUGGCGCGCGGCGCAAUACGGAACCUCGUGGUACCAUUCGCACUUCAGUUUACAACUCGGCGAAGGCCUCCUUGGUCCGAUUAUCAUUCACGGGCCAGCAACUGCAGACUACGAUAUUGACGCUGGCCCAAUCGUUUUGCAAGACUGGACCCAUACCAGCGUCUUCACCAUAUGGGAAAACCUGCAGAGAAAUGCGGCUGACGUCCAACCGAUUGGCGAAAAUGGCCUCAUCAACGGGCUGAAUCCGUAUGACUGCAGCCAAUCCAGUGACCCGGCCUGUAUUGGCACGGCUGAACGAUUUGAGCUCAACUUUCAGAAGGGAAAGAAAUAUCGACUUCGUAUCAUAGGCACCCAGAUUGACGGUUGGUUCAAGUUCACUAUUGACGGCCACAAGCUCAGGGUGAUCGCAAAUGAUUUUGUACCAAUCGAGCCAUAUGAGACCGACAACAUCAUCUUAUCUGGUGGAGAGCGGUAUGACGUUAUUGUCGAGGCUGAUCAACCAGUGGGGAACUACUGGCUUCGUUCGAUUUACCAGACUGCCUGCAAUAGGAACGAUAAUCUCAAUAAGAACAAUAUUCGAGGUAUCGUGCGAUACGUCGGUGCGGAUACCGAUAAGACUCCGACCACAUGCGUCAGCAAGACGAUCACGAACUCGUGUGGAGACGAGCCUUACGAGAGCCUAGUGCCCUGGGUAUCCCAUAAUGUAGGUAGCAGUGACUUCGAAGAUACAUUAGGGAUGGCCAUUUAUAUGGAGCCGGACCUUACCUUCAAGUGGACGCUCCGCACCAAGACGCAGAUCGUCGAUUGGCAGAACCCUACUCUAUUGGACAUAUACAGAGGCGACACCAGACUCCCUCCUGAGAGUAAUGUAGUGACAGUGGAAGCAACCAACGAAUGGGUGUAUUGGAUCCUUGAGGACCAGACCGGACGAGAUAUUUGGCAUCCUAUGCAUCUUCACGGUCAUGACUUUUACAUUCUGGCCCAAGGUUCAACAGCAUACGACUCUAGCGUGAAGCUAAACACCAAGAACCCGCCGCGAAGAGAUACGGUGACAUUAUAUGGUAGUGGAUACCUAGUGAUUGCUUUCAAGACAGACAACCCUGGCUUAUGGCUCAUUCAUUGCCACAUUGCCUUUCACGCAAGUCAAGGCCUCGCUUUGCAGCUUGUCGAGAGACCUGCAGAGAUACCCGACCUGAUUGCAGCAGAUGUCGACCAACUAAACAAUACGUGCAAGACCUGGGCGCCGUUCUACAACUCACUAGCUCAAGCACAUUAUAAACAGGAUGACUCGGGUAUCUAA
Messenger RNA from Truncatella angustata, 1758 nucleotides. RefSeq names its product Cupredoxin. Lineage: Eukaryota; Fungi; Ascomycota; Sordariomycetes; Amphisphaeriales; Sporocadaceae. Gene Ontology annotation, molecular function: oxidoreductase activity; copper ion binding. Bases 1 to 1758 code for a protein of 585 amino acids. The transcript has 5 exons. The record is from RefSeq and is a predicted model, not a curated record.